GCGCUGCAGGAGGACCUGAGGGGAGACACCAGUGGAGACUUUGAGGACCUGCUGGUUUCUCUGGUGACGCCGCCGGCCGUCUUCGACUGUCACCAGGUGAUGAGAGCCAUGAAGGGGGCUGGGACCUCAGACUGCGUCCUGACGGAGAUUUUGGCCUCCAGAACCAACGAACAGAUCAAAGCUUUCACUGAUGUUUAUCUGGAAGAAACAGAGAAGAAGUUGACCCUUGACCUGAAGGGAGAAGUUUCUGGAGACUAUGGAGACGCACUGCUCAUCCUGGCUGAGGGCGAGAGGGAGACCACGCUGGAUGAAGAUCAGGCGAAAGAAGACGCCAAGACUCUUUACGAGGCUGGAGAGAAGAAAUGGGGCACCGAUGAGUCAAAGUUCAUUGAAAUCCUCUGCCAGAGAAGCAUCCCGCAGCUCAGACGGACUCUUGUUGAAUACAAGAAGAUCAGCGGGAAAACUCUUCAGGAGAGCAUCCAGGGAGAGAUCUCAGGAGACCUGGAGGAGCUGCUGCUGGCCAUCGUGAAAUGUGUGAAGAGCGUGCCGGCCUACUUUGCAGAGCGUCUCUAUUACUGCAUGAAGGGCGGAGGAACAGACGAGUCGACUCUGAUCCGGAUCAUGGUGAGCCGCUCUGAGAUCGACAUGCUGGACAUCAGAGCCGAGUUCAAGAAGCUCUACGAGUACUCGCUGCACUCGGCCAUCGAGUCUGAUUGUGGAGGAGAAUUCGGAAAGUCGCUGCUAGUGAUUUGUGGAGGAGAUGAUGAGUAACAUCCACGACUUGCUCUUGUAAAUUUGUGUCGACUUUAUAAACUUGCACACAGAAUUUAUUUAGGAAACAAUGAAAACAGCUUUUAUCACGUUUCCAUGCAUUUAUUGCUUCAUUCACACUAUAAUAUUUCUUCUGCCUGUUGUUGUGAAGUCUUUACAUUUAGAAGAUGUUACAAAAAAUGUUACAGUAAAAAUAAAAUUUUGAAAAAUCAGCACUAUAGAAGAAAGUACACAGUAAAAAGUGACUUUAAUUUAAUAAAAAUAUGAGAUUAUAUGGCAAUAAUGACUCUGUCCAGCUCUUAAUGAUUGAUUGAUUGUUUGUUUGUUGUGUUUUUA
This is a messenger RNA of Centropristis striata (black sea bass), 1107 nucleotides long. RefSeq names its product annexin A3-like. The transcript has 9 exons. The record is from RefSeq and is a predicted model, not a curated record. Gene Ontology annotation, cellular component: cytoplasm. Gene Ontology annotation, molecular function: calcium-dependent phospholipid binding; calcium ion binding. Lineage: Eukaryota; Metazoa; Chordata; Actinopteri; Perciformes; Serranidae. The annotation marks the transcript as partial.